Hylaeus volcanicus is the source of this 2125-nucleotide messenger RNA. RefSeq names its product inositol hexakisphosphate kinase 3-like. The transcript is spliced from 6 exons. Gene Ontology annotation, cellular component: nucleus; cytoplasm. The coding region runs from base 407 to 1792 and encodes 461 amino acids. Gene Ontology annotation, molecular function: inositol hexakisphosphate kinase activity. NCBI's taxonomy places the organism in Eukaryota, Metazoa, Arthropoda, Insecta, Hymenoptera, Colletidae. The record is from RefSeq and is a predicted model, not a curated record. Gene Ontology annotation, biological process: phosphatidylinositol phosphate biosynthetic process; inositol phosphate biosynthetic process.
GGAAAAUUGUUUUUUUUUUUCUGUAGUUUUUUUGUAACGUUGUGUUUCAAUUAAUUCUUUAGUAACAUUAAGGGUUUUUUUCGUAUUUAUGUGAGUGUAGAGAUAACACUUUCAAAACAUUAUAUAAAAACAUAAUUUUUAUUUUUAGUUUCAUUCAGCUUUGCUUUCAGUCAUCUUUUUGGUGCAGAUUCCGCUAUUUUUUACGUUUAGUAUAACUAAAUUUCAUUCUUCAUAAUUCACUCUCAAACUUUCAACAAAAAUUUUUUUUUGUUAACUGGAAAAGAUAUGAUUAAAAACGCUUGACUUGAUGAGUGUCUCCAUUUAUCUCGUUUGAAUAAUUUGACAACAUAUUCUUACUCUUUAUUAGGAUACAAUGUAUUAGUAAACAUAGAAUAUUUUAUUUACUAUGGAAGUUUAUAAACACCAAGUCGGAGGUCAUUCACGUUUUUUGAAACUCCAAGACUCAUCUUUCGUAUUCAAACCGUAUACUGAAACGGAAUAUACGUUUUAUGAAAAGUUACAUUCGUUACAAAGUUCAUCACUGGAUGAUUCUUGUGUAUAUAAUAAACUCAAGCGUUUCGUGCCAGAAUUUUUUGGUCUGUAUGAAAUCAAAUUUGAAAAAAAACUUUCUUCCUUAUAUUUACCAUUACCAUUAUCAAAAUUGUAUUUUUCCGAACAGUUUUACAAUUUAGCAUCACAUUCUAAAUGUUUAUCUGUUCAAUUUACACAAAACAAAAAAAAAAAAUUUCCCAAAAAACAGAUUCCGCAACCAUUUGAUAAGUCGUUUUUCAAACGAAACCCUUUUCAUACCAAUUCUAUGUCUUCUUUAAACUCUAAACAUUUUAUCGUUAUUAAAUCUUUUCAAUACAUUGUUUUGGAGGAUCUUGUUUACAAGUAUGCUUAUCCUUGCGUGUUGGAUAUUAAAAUGGGAAAACGACAAAGAAAAGUGGGAGCCUCGCCACAAAAAGAAAAACGUCAGCUAGAAAAAAGUGUUGAAACUACAAGUCAUUCCCUUGGGUUUCGGUUGUGUGGAUGUCAGUUCCUUAAUAAAAGCAAAUUAGAGUCAUACGAUAAGUAUUGGGGACGAUCAUUGACUAAAGAAGCGUUAAUUGGGAACAUUCUUAGAUGGUUCUCAAACGGAAGUAGUUUCAAUUCAGAUUUAAUUAUUCCCUUAAUUUGUAAACUAAAAAAAUUACAUUCAUGCAUGUCGAAUUUACCGAGUUACCGUUUUUGGUCAUCUUCAUUAUUAUUCGUGUAUGAUGGAGGGUUAUGUGAUUCGUUUCAACGUGUUCAAUCGCUUCGUGUAAAAAUGAUAGAUUUUGCUAACACAACAGUAUUACCCGAUAACUCGACAAGAGACGAAGAUUAUCUUUUUGGGUUAAGUAACAUUAUUUUUUUGUUAGAACGGUUUGUAUUAAUAAUUCCCAAGGCGAUGUUUUUGAAUCAAAAUAAUAAUUUGUUUGCUAAAAUGGCUAAAGAUGCGAAUAUAGAUUAUACCCUAAUUGGACAAUUGCAAGAGUCAAGUAAUUUAGUUGAUAUGUUUGUGACGCAACCGGAAAAUUUUUCACUAGCUUCAUCCGUUUUUUUGUGGGCUAUUCAAUCAAAAAAUGUCAAAAUAAAGAAUUGUUUAACGUAUUCUAAUCAAAUCAACAAAAUUUUAUUCUUAAACAAAGUUAAGCUUUUUUCUCUAGUUUUUUUAUCUUUGGAAUUUUUCAUGGAUUGUUUCAUACGUGAAAAAAAACCUUUUGGUUUACGUUAUUCUUCAACCUAUAAUUUUUUGGAUACUGUCUAACAACAAUCUUCAAUUUAAACAGCUUGUUUAUGAUUCAAAUACACUGUGGAAAAAUGUAGUUUAAUUACUUUGCCACCUUACUAGAUAGUGAAUUUUCUAUAAUAUUGUAUAUUAGUUCUCGGAUUUAGUUUAAUGGAGUUCCGUUGAAGGUUAUUUGACUUUAAAGUAUCGUUAGUUAAUAAUGAGUACAUAUUGAUGUAUGUGGGGGUCAAGAAAGAGAAAACUUUUUUUCUACGUUUGUGUAAAAUUUCUUCUUUUUGGAAGCGAAUUAUGUGUUUCAUAAUAAUAUAAAACAAUUCUUGUUUAACAGGCUUAAGAAAAUUAACUGUUUAA